Molecule: messenger RNA, 5134 nt
Organism: Bombyx mandarina (wild silkworm)
Lineage: Eukaryota; Metazoa; Arthropoda; Insecta; Lepidoptera; Bombycidae
Product: hemicentin-1
Source: RefSeq, a predicted model, not a curated record
AUGCGUUUAAUUCAUUUCAUAUUACUCCUUUACUGUUUCGGAAAUAUACGAACGAAGAAUGAGAGCGGCCGGAGUCUCACUUUUGUUAUAGAUCGCUCGUAUUCGCUGCAACUUCUAAUAAAACAGUUCAAGGAAGCGUCAUUGAAUCUCACCAGUAAAUUGAUGGGACGUAAAUCAAGUGAUAUCGUUAACGUAACACUUAUUGUGUUCGAUGAUCCAACAUACAAGCUUGUAGUGGACACCACGGACAUUAGCGAGUUCGAGAAGAACUUAAAAUCACUGGAAACUUACUACGACAUUAAAAACAAAGAUUGCCCUGAGAUGAGUCUGUCUGCUCUCAAAAUGGCUUUGACUAGAAGCUUGCCGAGAUCAUAUAUACUUCUAUUCACCGACGCUACAGCAAAAGACGUAUGGCUUUUGGACGAAGUUAAAAUACUAUCUAAGGAAAAGCAGAGCAAGGUAUUUUUCAUUUUGACCGGAACAUGCGAAGACGCUACGAAGGCCGAACGUAAAAUUUAUUCCGACAUCGCCACAGAAACGUCCGGUGCCGUUCUCCAUAUUCACAACAACAAUACCCUGGAGAUUAUCAAUAGUUUUGAUUUCUUAAAAAAUGAAAUUAAUUCUAUAAUAACGGAGACAACGCAUGAUCCUGAUAAAACUUACGAGGUGCAAGCUGAUGAAGGCGUGGGGGACAUUACAGUGUUGGCAUCAGGGGAAGCAUUGGAAUUCAAAGUCAACUGUGCAAAUCCUUUGUGCAAAGUCAAUUAUGACCGUUUUUCAAAUACGACCAAUAUUGCUAAGGUGAACAACCCCAAAGGAAAAGUAAAUGUUUCCCUUAAGGGAAAAGGCGAUGUCUUCAUAAGUGCUUACUACUACGCUACUUUCAACUUCACAUAUGGAUUUUCAACGGAUACACCAGCCAGAAUUGAAGAUACGCGGACAAAACGAGAAAUAUUUAAAUUGAAUUAUUUAGCUAUAAACGUGACUGGCAACGAACACAAUUGCAGAAUCAAUGAAGCCCUAGUUACGGAUUUAAAUGAUACACAGUUGAUAUAUUUAACUCUCAAACUUAAGAUGGUAUCAGAUUACUUCUACGUAACUGAGAAGGCCGGGUUUCCUCGAAAUUCGUUCAAACUUGUGAUUACUGGAGUUGACAUCAAAACAGGACAAUCGGUACGAAGUGUGGCUAUUAUAGAAGGGGCUCCGCAUAAAAGUCGAGCCGUUGUUAAUGAGAACGAAUCUGUGUUUAUUCCUCGCUCACUUGCAACGCGAAAUGCAAACUAUGGAAUCGAAUGGAAUUACAUGAGCAAAUUGCCAGAGAGGAAACGUUAUUACAAAAUACCGUUCGCGCACAAAGAGACGGAAACAGGAUUGAUCCUACCGAAUGUUUCGCUCGGGCACAAUGGAGAAUACGAAUGCAUUGAGCGUUCGCACUCGAAGGGGAAUUCCGAGAAUUUCUACGUCACCAAACAAAAAACGAUCCUUGAAGUCACUAAGGCUCCUACAGCGAUAGGAGAACGAUAUAGUAAUUUGAAGGUCCAGUACGGUAAUAGAAUUGAAAUGAUGUGUGCUAUUAAAGGACAUCCUCAACCAAGAAUGAGAUGGUACAACUCCAAUAAUGUCUUAUUAUCGCCCACCAGUCAGAAAUACCCAGAUUUUGUGUACAGAAGUAUAUUGACUGUGGAAUCUGUGAAAAAAUCCGAGAAAUACUUAUGCAGAGCGAGUAAUAAGGUUGGACAGAUAAGCGUAGAGGUGAACGUGACUGUGUUAGGAGACAGACCAAAGUUCAGACAAUCUGUGAUCAUAACUGCUGUGAUGGAAGGCACAGAUGCUGUAAUCCGAUGCAAGAUAGCUGAAGGCAAACCUAAACCAACCAUAAAAUGGAUAGUUAAUUCGAAGAGCCCAAACACAAACAAAGAGCUCUCAUCGCAUAUUGGGGAAGAAUUAAUUCUCAGAAACAUAACAUUAUCUCAAGCGGGUCACUACAUUUGCGUUGCCGAGAAUACAUUCGGUCGGGCUCAACAAGAUACGGAUCUUAUCGUGCAAGCUCCUCCGAAGAUCCUCCGCAGAGAAGACGUACCUAAAGGUAUCGUGGGAGACGUCGCUCUGAGUGUUCCUUGCACUGUCUCUGGAUAUCCGGUGCCGACGGUGGUCUGGAAAGCCAAUGAUACAGUCACACUCCACUCAGGCAGCAAGUAUAACAUCACCAAAGGAAACACAUUGAUCAUUAACAAUCUUGAACACGCCGAUGCCUAUACAAAGUACACUUGCGUUGCGAAAAAUACUUUUGGCAAAGUUAAUCAAACCUUUGAUGAUAUUAUAUACGAGAGACCAAAGUUCAGAAAACCUGUGAUCACAACAUCUGUGAUGGAAGGCAGAGAUGCUGUGAUCCCGUGCAAGAUAGCUGAAGGCAAACCUAAACCAACCAUAAAAUGGAUAGUUAAUUCGAAGAGCCCAAACACAAACAAAGAGCUCUCAUCGCAUAUUGGAGAAGAAUUAAUUCUCAGAAACAUUACAUUAUCUCAAGCGGGUCACUACAUUUGCGUCGCCGAGAAUACAUUCGGUCGGGCUCAACAAGAUACAGAUCUUAUCGUGCAAGCUCCUCCGAAGAUCCUCCGCAGAGAAGACGUACCUAAAGGUAUCGUAGGAGACGUCGCUCUAAGUGUUCCUUGCACUGUUUACGGAUAUCCGGUGCCGACGGUGGUCUGGAAAGCCAAUGACACAGUCACACUCCACUCAGGCAGCAAGUAUAACAUCACCAAAGGAAACACAUUGAUCAUUAACAAUCUUGAACACGCCGAUGCCUAUACAAAGUACACUUGCGUUGCGAAAAAUACUUUUGGCGAAGUUAAUCAAACCUUUGAUGAUAUUAUAUACGAGAGACCAAAGUUCAGAAAACCUGUGAUCACAACAUCUGUGAUGGAAGGCAGAGAUGCUGUGAUCCCGUGCAAGAUAGCUGAAGGCAAACCUAAACCAACCAUAAAAUGGAUAGUCAAUUCGAAGAGCCCAAACACAAACAAAGAGCUCUCAUCGCAUAUUGGAGAAGAAUUAAUUCUCAGAAACAUUACAUUAUCUCAAGCGGGUCACUACAUUUGCGUUGCCGAGAAUACAUUCGGUCGGGCUCAACAAGAUACGGAUCUUAUCGUGCAAGCUCCUCCGAAGAUCCUCCGCAGAGAAGACGUACCUAAAGGUAUCGUGGGAGACGUCGCUCUGAGUGUUCCUUGCACUGUCUCCGGAUAUCCGGUGCCGACGGUGGUCUGGAAAGCCAAUGACACAGUCACACUUCACUCAGGCAGCAAGUAUAACAUCACGGAAGGAAACACAUUGAUCAUUAACAAUCUUGAACACGCCGAUGCAUAUACAAAUUACACUUGUGUUGCGAAAAACACGUUUGGUGAAGUUAAUCAAACCUUUAGCCAUAUUAUUUCUGAAGGACUCGUUCACUUUGGAGAAUUUCGCGAGAUUCAUUCACUAGAGAACGAAACAGUGAAAAUUAGUUGUCCUACACCAAACGCAGGGGGCUAUACCAUUCGUUGGUUUGAGGAUAAAAAGCAAAUGAAAACUAACGAAUCAUAUCUAAAACUCGAAAAAUUGAAGGAAGAGAGUGUCGAAUAUUAUACGUGCCGUGUUAGUGACAGAAACGGAUCGAAUUCCACCACAUUUGAAGUGAACGUUGGGAAGAAGCCUAGGUUUUUGGCCUACCACAGCCCGCUGGUAAAAUGGCAAGGACAGAACUCCCUAGACUGUAAAGUGUCAACAUCGCCAUCUACAAAUACGAUCCAGUGGUUCCACAACGGGAACCUUAUCGUCAACGUAACAACUAAUGAUACAGCUCCGUUGGCCUGGCGAGUUUUCGACUGGGGACAGUACGUGUGCCAGAUAAAAAACAUCCACGGUACUCUGACAAGGAGUUUCAACGUAACUUCGGAUGAAUGCCUCAUCAAGGAAAACCUUCGACGUACUGUAUCAAACGAGCCCUUGUUGCUCUCCGAUACCUUAGAAUGGCCUAAGGUUACGAAGACCAAUAAUUUCUUGAAUAUCAAAACCGAGACAUACACAGUUGCAUGUCCCAACGACGGGACUUCGACGAAUAGUUUCCUUCACAUUCCCGGUGAGAGUCAGGUCGAAGCAACUUGCGCUUACGAAGACAAAUUCUGGGUGAAAGGAAAACUCUUCAAGUACACUGACUUGAAUUGCUUGCGUGAUUACCAGCUCGGAGUCAUCGAAACUAAACAAAGAUGCCACGAAGGCGCCGAAUUAGUAAAAAUAGGUUACAAUAUGAAUGAUUUCUUCAAUCUCUUCGAUGUAUGUUUCGACUAUAAUAACAAACGGCCGGUGUAUUCGCAUGUGAUGAUGUCAGAAUUUCUUGCUCAAGAUGAAAAAAGAAUUGAUCCUUGUGAAGGUUGUUACGCUAUGGGUAAACUCGUGAACCCUACAGACGUUGUCGGCAGUGGACUUAUUCAAGAGAGCUAUACGUAUAGCACAAUCAUUAAUGCUGUCCUUAUAUGGCAACCGCCUCCUGAAACUGAUAAGAACAAAAAGCGGAUUAGUUUUCAAGAUUUAGAGAAGGAAGUGCACCUUCUUACUAGAAUGUUCGAAAAUAUUGAAGUUUGGACAGGCACCUACAAGUAUAUUGAGAUUGAUGGACAAACAGUACCCAAGUAUUUGUGGAAGGUGGUCGGCAUACCUGAAAACGAUGACAUGAAAGUAGCUUAUGUUUACGUCAAUCAUCCGAACGAGAGUGACGCGGACAUUUGGUGUGACGGUACCUCUGCUGAAGAAUGUAAUGAAUUAUUGAACUUCAAAUUAGAUAAAUACGCUUACUGCUGCGAUAUCCAGACGUUUUACAAGGAGACAAGAUUCAGUUUCUAGUGAGCUGACGUGUUGUUACGUCGUAACAAAAUUCUAAAAUAUAAAUUUAACUAUGUAUACAGUUAUUUUGUUUGUUUGUGUGUAAUGAUUUUUCGUAUUAAUUUUAUAUUUUAGAAUUUUGUUACGGCGUAACAGUGUUAGGACUUAACUCUAUCACACAGUCUUUAGAUUUGAUGAUUAUGACACUUUUGUUCUUUUUAUAAAUAUACUAGCUGGCCCGGCAGACUUCGUAGUGCCUCAAUCGAUAAAUAAAAGACACAUC